This is a messenger RNA of Lithohypha guttulata, 681 nucleotides long. RefSeq names its product transcription factor TFIIE beta subunit, TFIIEB, Tfa2 (gene tfa2). NCBI's taxonomy places the organism in Eukaryota, Fungi, Ascomycota, Eurotiomycetes, Chaetothyriales, Trichomeriaceae. Gene Ontology annotation, molecular function: TFIIH-class transcription factor complex binding. The record is from RefSeq and is a predicted model, not a curated record. Gene Ontology annotation, biological process: transcription initiation at RNA polymerase II promoter. The transcript has a single exon. The coding region runs from base 1 to 681 and encodes 226 amino acids. Gene Ontology annotation, cellular component: transcription factor TFIIE complex.
AUGUCAACUGAAAGAACUCAAUCAAUCACUAAGGCACGAGCAAAAUCCGUGCAGGCAAAGGAACGUAUCAAGGACAAGUUUCCUGCUGUUUUGAAAUGGGAUGAUGUACUUAAUUACUGUUUCAGUGCUAUUGAGCGGCAUAAAGAUGUUCUCUUUUACUAUACCCAGCUCGUGAAGAAGGACUCAGAGGUGACAUACAAUGAGAAGGACAAUACCCUCGUCUACAAGCCGCCCUACCCCAUCCGUACACCUGAACAGCUCAUCGAGUUCUUCCAAGCCAAUACAGAUGUACAAAGCAUCGAGGUUGCAAAGCUCAAGAAGGGAUGGCCUGACUGCGAUGCUGAGAUUGACAAGUUAGAGAAAGAGCAUAAGAUCACGGUGAUGCGCAACAAGAAGGACGGUAGCCCUCGUGUCAUCUUUGCUGAUGAUCCCACUCUCCACAUCAACUUGGAUGAGGAGUUUGUCAACCACUGGCAAAGUAUUCAGCUACCAUCAAAAGAUGAUAUCAUUCGAUUUCUCAUUGCCUCUCGACGCACACCCGCCGGCCAGGUUGCGGCGAACACGGCAGUGGUCAAACAGAAGAAGCAGGCUAGGAAGAAUCGCCAAUCAACGAAGCAAACCAAUAAACACAUGCAUGGCAUCUUCAAAGACUACUCAGGAAUCAGACCUAAAGGAAAGUGA